AUGGAUGGAGAGGUGGAGGAGGAUGAUAUCUGGGAUGAAAAAUCCUUAAAGCAGCUUGAAAGAAAGCGUGGACAGUCGGCACGCAGAAAUGAAAAACCAACGAAUUUACCGCGCAAAAGCCCAAAAUCAAAGCGCACUGCCAGUAAUUUGAACAAACCUCAACGACGGUGUCGUUUGCAAGCCUCACAGAAAACAAAGACGGAUAAUUCUCAGACAAUCAUAAAGAACAGUGGGAGGAAACUAAAACGCAAGAGAGAAGAUUCCUCCAGUAGUUGCAAGGAAUUGAAUGAUGAGGACUCAACCUUCAGUCAUCAAUUAUCUGGAAGCCAAGGUGACUCAGCUGUGGUUGACAACAAGAUCACACCUCAAAAGAGCAUCGUAGAUGGGUACUGCCCUAGAUGCCAGAUGCCUUUCGUUGCAUUGGUUGGAGAAUCUCCUAGGUGGCACGUCAGUGAUUGUUUGGGAAGGAAAUAUUCUUUCAUAGGUAAUUAAAGCGUACUUAGCUUAGUAGAUUUAGUUAGAACAAUGUCAUUAAUAUUUCACUGCUGUUCAAACAGUUAUACCCCCUGUAAGUUAGCCCAGCCAGAAGUAUGUGUAAAUUUACUUGUUAACUUUGCUCUAUGCAGAACCUCAGGACAUACGUGGAUUUGCAUCAGGUAAAAUUUCCUUGUGGGACCAUUUGACUGCAAGGAUAGGAAAACUUAUUCACUGAUUCAGAUAAACAAAUCCGAUUCGUAAACAACUGAAUCAAUACAAAACAGAGCCUUUCUUUUUUGUUAGGUGAUUGUCCUGAAGGUGUCCACUGCAGAUCAACAUUUUCUCCUCAUUAUGAAAGAUACUCUCACAAGCUUUUGGCUUCUGUCAGGAGUUAUGGUCACAUAUACAGAGGAGAUGAAGGAGAAAGUAAUGGAAACAUAGAUAAUCUGAUGCACAAACAAGUAAGAGUUUGACAUACUGUAAAGACCUUUAAACUCUACAUCAUUUCUUUUCCUGUGGCAUAAACUUAGUAAGGAAUCUGAAAUAAUUUUGGUAAGUUUAAAACCAUAUCUAAGGCAUGAAAACUCUUACUAUCAGACUUUCUCAUGAAUUGGUGUUGACACUAAUUGGAACUAACUUUUAUUCUUUCCUUAACAAAAGCAUGAAAGAGCAAUCAAGUCUUCAAGACAAUUGAACUUUUCAGAAAAACCAUUUUUGUCUGAAUCACUCCAUAAAGAUGAAGAUGAGUGUGAAUCUUCUGGGAGCCCUGGUGCUACAGUAGGUUUACCUUAUGGUAGAGCAAAUGGAGCAAUAGAAGCAGUACAAUUAGAUGAAAAUAAAACAUCAAAGGAAUUACUAUGCAAUAUUCAUAGUUCACCACAACAUUCAAACCUUGGAGAAUCUAGCAAAUCUCAUUCUUUGCCUCUACAAAGUGAGGCUUCAAUGACCAAAGUUGAGACAGGAGAUUUUCAAAUGUCCUCUGAUGAUGAUCUGUUUGGAGAUCUUGAAGUCUUGGAAAAUUUGUGUGAAAGUUCUUAUGCAGCAGAUCAGUUAACAAAAGACCAACAGAGUUAUCACAGUCUUGAAUGUGUUGAUGUGUAUGAUAAGCCCAAGCAGUGUUUUAUCCAACCUGUUGCUUCAGUUGUGGAGAAAAAGAGUAAAACAAGUGAACAUACAAAUGAGGCUGAGGUAAAUUUUACACCAAGUCCACAUCCUUUGGAUGUAAAGAAAAUUAAUGUCAAAGAAGAUAAUCUGGGUGAGCACUCAAGUAUAAGCCAGAAACAACAGUCAAUUUUGGCAUUUUUCAGAAAAGGGAAGGAAGCCUCUAAAUCAAAGACAUCUCUGAAACAAACUGAUAUAGGAGUGUUCUUUGGCUUGAAACCACUGAAGAAGCCUGCAAAAAAUAUAACAACUUCUCAGAAUGGUGCCAGAAUAACAAACUCUUCACAAUCACAGUCUGCAUCCCAAAGACAGGGUCACUGGGCAACAAGAAAAACAUUCAACAAUGAUCGUAAAAACACAGGAUUUACAACUGAAGGUCAAAGUUCAAGUCAAAGUGAAGGUCUAGCUGGUAGUAAUAGAACCCAGACUCAACGCAGUUGUCCAUUCUACAAGAAGAUCCCUAACAGUGCCUUUACUGUUGAUGCUUUUCGCUAUGGCAACAUUCCUGGCUGUCAUGCUUAUUUUUUGAGCCAUUUUCAUUAUGAUCACUAUAUGGGACUGAAUGGGAAAUUCAAAAAUCCAAUCUAUUGUAGCAAGGUAAUAGACUGUAGGGUUUAUUAAUAUUUGAUGUGGGAGGGCACCCUAAUCCUGAGGUUACUCGAUCAGAAAUGAUAACUUCUUGAUGUUCAAAUGAAAUAUAAAGGGGUUAAGUUUCUAAAGAAACUGUGGUGCUGCAUCGGUGGGAGAGUAUAUCCUUAAUAAUAGUAAGGAUAAUAUUAUAGUUGGGUUCUGUUUUUAUGUAUCUCAUUGCUACAAGCCUUGUCAUGCAUGGUGAUCAGAUUUGUGAAAGAUUUUGGAAAGCUGGUUUAUUAACUUAGAACAGAUUCCUUUUUGACAGAUGUUAACAAUUUCCUGCACCUUAUAAACCUCUUAUUAUAGAACAUCAACACAACUUUGCUGAUAGUUUGAAACUGACUGACACUGUUUGGCUCUGACAACCAGAUGAACAACGGCAUAACUGACCAAUCGGUUUUCACAUACCAAACCUCCAAAGCCUUAACUGACAAACAACUCUUCACUUGAUUCUAGAAAAGACAUAUGCUCAUAUUUUUGAACUGCCAAUAAAAAAUUUCUCUCAGGAUUGGUCUCACUCAGACAAUUAGAGAAGACAAUCAUAAUUGGGUAAUAUAACUCCAAUAUGGUAUAUUAUUUGAUAAAACAGCCAGUCAUUGACUGAAGAAUUAGUGCUCACUUAUAAUUUUUUUGUUAAGAUCACUGCAAAUCUGGUGAUAUCCAAGCUGUGUGUUAAAAAAGAGUUUGUCCAUCCACUUCCCAUGAAUGCACCAACCAUUGUGGAAAAUGUUCAAGUUACACUUCUGGAGGCAAACCAGUAGGGACUACUAAGUUUGUUACUUAUCACUUUAAAAUUAAUAAAAUUACUUUAAGUGAAAUAUGUUUAGUAAUUAAAAUAAUGACUUAUAAUGACUUAGACAGAAGGAUAAAAUCUGUUUUGAGUGGCAUUCUCAGCAAAACAUCGCCUAUAUUUUUCAUUGAACUUUUUUUUUUCAGUUGCCCUGGAGCUGUAUUGUUUGUGUUCCAGUUCUCUUCUGGCCAGACUUACUUACACACAGGUUUAGCUUCAUUUUGGUUGAUAUUAAAUUAAGAUACUUUUGCCAUAUGUGAUAUGUAAGUAUUCAAAAAUGCAAUUAUUCUACUGUAAGAUUUACAAAGAUUGUAGCUUUUCAUCAUGCUGUCAUUAAUGUACCACGUACAAAGCAGCAUGCUUGGUGAUUGCUCUCAUGACAUAACCAACCAAUUGAUGAACAAUGUCAUGUCUUGAAUGUGACCCUGAACAGUCCAUGACAUCCUAGCUAAAGACUGUCAGUUUACAAUCAAAGUAUCACUUUCUACAUCCCUUGUGACAACAUUACCUGUGGAAGUUUCCUCAAGUACAUUUUAAAGUAUUACUUGAUUUAUUUUUAAGGUGACUUUCGAGCUUCUCCUGAAAUGGAAAGGUAUCCAGAGUUACAUUGUAAGAUUGAUGUCCUGUACCUUGACACCACGUAAGUACAUCUACACUGACAUGUUUUUUCGAUUGGUUAUGUAAUUACUGAAUAAUCUGCAGUAUUUACAACUUGUUUUUUUAAAAACAUUUCAGGUACUGUGAUCCAAACUACUCCUUUCCUCCUCAAGAGGAAACAAUCAACUUUGCUGUUUCAAAAGCUGUGCAAGCAUGCAAACAAAACCCAAAGACACUGAUAGUUUGUGGCUCAUAUACAAUUGGAAAAGAACGUGUCUUUCUUGGUGAGGACUUUUAAAAUCUCAGUUUAAUAUAUUUUUGUGAGAUGGUAUAGAGGAGAGAAUUCUUAAUUCAGACACAGAAGACUGCGAUUGUACAAUUUCAGCAAAUAUGAAGGCUUUGUGUGAUAAAGUCACUUUUUUAUAAGAUUGAAUUCAAUUUUGAUGCUUAACUAUCAUAGGCACCAAUAAUUAAAUGGGAACUGUUGGUUGAUAUUGUUUUGUGUUUAUGUUAAGCCAUUGCAGAAGCACUUGGGUGUAAAGUUUGUGUAGAAAAACAAAAGAAAAAGGUUCUGGACUGUCUUGAAUCCAAUCAAAUAAAUUCUCUGAUCACAACUGACUGGAAGGCGGGAAGAAUUCAUGUGUUGCCAAUGGCAAAGCUAACGCUGCAGGUAAAUGAUGAAUUUUUAGUGCUGAAAUUGUAUUUUUCACUUUCAUGGCUAAGAUAAAGCAACUUGAAAUUUAUUAUUAUGGUGGACAACAGAACAUGUAUUCAGUCAACCCUUUAACUCCCAUGACUGAUGAAGACUGAAUUUCUCCUUACAAUAUCAAGUACACUAGUUAUGAGGGUAAAGAAAAGUAUUAAUCAGGGGAUUAUUAGUUGAUUCAAUACCCAAUUUUCAUAGCUGAUAUUAUAAGAAUUGUGUCACAUACAGUUAGGAGAAUUUGAUGUUAUGAGUGAAACAAAUUCUGAACUCCAGAUAUUUUUUUAGAUGUCUCUUCUGUGGUUUUAUCAGUUGCAAAGUAUUCAAAUUAAAAUAAGAUACAUAUAGAAAGAUGUUUAAGAUGGAAUAUAAUUUAAAAGCAUAUUUUCAUCAUCAAUUUUAUUUAUUGAUAGAAUCUAACAACAUAUUUGGGGGCUCAUAAGUCACAGUAUGCUGAACUCCUGGCAUUUAAACCCACUGGGUGGGAACACAGUGAAAAGCGGGAGGACUUGACGAUGAUUAAACCUUCCAAGAGAGGAAAUGUGACAAUAUAUGGUAAGUACAGUGAUAUGCUAGAUUUAACUUACUCAGCCCAUCUUGUUUUUUCCACCCAACCUCACUCCUCUCCUAAAGUCAGUUUUUUUCAUUACUGACAAUGAUGUAGUUCCUAGGGUUUGUUAUAUUGUUGUUUUCUUCGUCUUUAUGCUUAGGUGUUCCUUAUAGUGAGCAUAGCAGCUUCAGGGAACUGGAGAGAUUUGUUAAGUUUCUUCAGCCAAAGAAGAUCAUUCCUACUGUUAAUGUCCAUUCCGCGGAAAAAAGGGCUCAGAUGCAGGCCAUCUUCAACAGCUGGUUAUCGAAGGAUUCCUUAAAGUUUUGAGCGAUGUUAAGUCUUAAUUUAACGGCAGGUUGUUAAAGAACAUGCCAAAAGAGAGAAAUAAUAUUUGAUGAUCGUCUAUGAAGCCUACAAAAUGUUAAGUAUUUUGUAAUUCCCAUGAAAUGAAAAAUUGUGCAGUAGUAUUUUUCUAUAACCAUUAUUUAUGGGUAUUUUGUUGCAUCAAUCUUGAGAAUUGUUUACAGUAAGUACUCAAGAUGUAAUUCAAAUGUAGGUACAGCACAUAUGGAUAAGCAUCAUUUUUCUGUAUUUAAAGCUACAUGUAGCUGCUUUUAUGUUAAUAAGUUUAAGCUCUGAGUUGAUUUUCUGAUGCUUCAUUAUUUUAAAUACACUCAGAUAGCCUUAUUUGAACUGGUGAAUGAAGGAACUCUUAUUUAUCCACAGAAGUGAAAUAUAUAUAUAUAUAUAUUCUUAUUGUACUUAUACUUACAUGUACUUAUUCAUAUAUCACUGACAUAAAAUCAUACUUGACUGUAAAUCACUCUAAUUUUCUCACAAUUUAGACUAGAAGGACAGUGUCAGUAAUGAUUCUAGUUGGCUUAUCUUCAGAUCACAAUUAAUUUCAUACUAGACUAGAGUAUCUGAACUUUUUAAGAGAUUAGCCAGUAACCUGCUGAUCUGCAGGAACAUGUGAACUUUGCUUUUGGAGUGAUUUAGCAUUUGGAAGUUGAUUUUGUGUUCAGCUAUGUGGAAAAUAAACAACUUUGUUGGUAAAAGCAAAAUUAUAAAGGUUGUGUGAGUUUCUCAGACCCUUAGAGCAUGUACAACCUCGGACCAAAAGUAAGGACUGUAUUGUAAAAUCAUAUUUGUUUCUUGCAAAGUUACUGGGCCUUCAGUUUCUAUAUGGUUCACAAACAUCUCUACUAAAAAUUACUUUUCAUCUGCGAGACCAUGUAGUUUUCAAAUUAAAAUUAAAAAAAAUUGAGUGACAAUCAAAGUGUAAACUGAAUUCUGAGUCAGUUUUUUUACCUUACAUAUUCAAUUAAAUAUCACCAUUGUACU
This is a messenger RNA of Pocillopora meandrina, 6255 nucleotides long. The record is from the annotation of a GenBank genome assembly. NCBI's taxonomy places the organism in Eukaryota, Metazoa, Cnidaria, Anthozoa, Scleractinia, Pocilloporidae.